AUCCGCUUUUCCUGGUGGUCAAAUGCCAAUCAAGUGCUUCACCAUUCCCUGGAAACAGCAAACCCAACAGGAAAGCUUUGUGUAAAUGGUCUUUUGUUUUGUUUUCUCUCCCAGCUUCCUCAUCUCAUUGGUGCCUUUGCUUUCUUUUCACUUUCAAACUCAUAACUCUUAUCUCUUCCUGGCUUCCCCUGAAACUUGAGAAAGCUGCAGUGAUUAAGCGAUACGAUCCAUGGCGAGAACAGGCAAUAAGAACAUACAAGCCAAGCUGGUACUUCUUGGGGACAUGGGAACUGGGAAGACAAGCUUGGUAUUGAGAUUUGUGACAGGAAAAUUUUUGGAGUACCAGGAAUCAACAAUUGGAGCAGCUUUCUUCACUCAGGUUCUGUCACUAAAUGAAGCUACCAUCAAAUUUGAUAUAUGGGACACUGCGGGUCAGGAACGGUACCAUAGCCUGGCUCCUAUGUACUACCGUGGUGCCGCUGCAGCUGUUGUGGUGUAUGAUAUCACAAGCAUGGAAUCAUUUGUGAGAGCAAAAAAGUGGGUUCAAGAAUUGCAAAGACAAGCAAAUCCAACUCUAAUAAUGUUCUUGGCCGGUAACAAGGCUGACUUGGAAGAGAAGAGAAAAGUGGGGUUUGAGGAAGGUGAGCAAUAUGCCAAGGAAAAUGGCUUGGUUUUUCUUGAAACAUCUGCCAAAACUGCACAGAAUGUCAAUGAGCUCUUUUAUGAAAUAGGAAAAAAGUUGGCUAAAGCUAGCCCUUCUCGUCCAACUGGGAUAAAAUUGCAUAGCAGAUCACAGCAAAACAGCAGGAGAAUGUUUUGUUGCUCUUGAUGACGCCACGCCAAAGCAACAAACAUAUACUUGUAUGAUUACAGGUUCAUCUGUGUUCAAGGACAUCAUGGUUCAAGAAGAUGGAGAAACUAACUAAUCGUGGCUCAUGAUCAAGGACAUGGUUCAUCUGCGAGCUCUGCGAAUCGCGCGUUACAAAUAUUAAUUUCCUUUAGUUAUGUACAUUAUAAGAAUUGUUUCAUUAUGUUCAUUUGAUGUUCCAAGAGUGAUUGUGGAACAUAAUAUGGAGAAGCAAAAUGCAACGUGGCAUGGCCAAUAAAGCAAUCUACUCUUGAUUUCUGAAA
Messenger RNA from Prunus avium (sweet cherry), 1131 nucleotides. RefSeq names its product ras-related protein RHN1. Gene Ontology annotation, molecular function: GTPase activity; GTP binding. Lineage: Eukaryota; Viridiplantae; Streptophyta; Magnoliopsida; Rosales; Rosaceae. The record is from RefSeq and is a predicted model, not a curated record.